This is a messenger RNA of Panicum virgatum (switchgrass), 1012 nucleotides long. RefSeq names its product transmembrane protein 50 homolog. The coding region runs from base 143 to 571 and encodes 142 amino acids. Lineage: Eukaryota; Viridiplantae; Streptophyta; Magnoliopsida; Poales; Poaceae. Gene Ontology annotation, biological process: protein targeting to vacuole; late endosome to vacuole transport via multivesicular body sorting pathway. The transcript has 4 exons. The record is from RefSeq and is a predicted model, not a curated record.
CACUCGUCUCCUCAGCCUUUAAGCAAAAUCACAAUACUAAAACUUUCAAGGACUAGACUGAACAAAUCGUCUCCCCGUCCCCACUCCCCAGUCGGUCUCUCCCCUUGCCGGCGUCGGAGUCGGAGGCGGCCACCGCGGGGCGAUGGACCACAACAACCUCCUGGCGGCUUGGCCGGUCGUGGGCCCGGGCGUCGCCGGCGCCGUCUUCGGGGCCGGGUGGUGGUUCUGGGUCGACGCCGUCGUCUGCAGCGCCGCCGCCGUCCCCUUCCUCCACUACCUCCCAGGGUUCUUCGCCAUGUUCGCGGCGCUCAUGUUCAACUGCGUCAACCGGGAGGACAUCGGCGACGGCUACUACUCGCCCUACGACGACUACGAGUGGAGGGUGAAACUCUGGCUUUUCAUUUCAUAUGUUGUAUCUUUUGUCUCAUUGGCUGGGGCGGUUGGGUUUUUGGUUCAAGACGCACUUACAGACACAGGUCCAUCUACAUGGACUGGCACUGCUGGUGUCAUACAGUGUGUUUGUGUGUUAGUCAGUGGGCUGAUCUACUGGACUUGCCACUCUGAAGAUUGACUUGACUAGCAUGUUUGGCCAAGGAAGAUGAGGAUUCUAAGCAUGUAUGACCAAGGAAGAUGAGGAUUCUAAAGGCGGAUAUUACAUGAGCCCGCUGGCGGGAAUUCAAUAUAAAUUAUAUCGUGGUAGCUUUGCCCAGGCCUCCCAGGUCCCCCGAAGUUUUUUAUUAUUAUUUUUACCCCUGUAAAUAUAUUAUAGUCUUCGAACCGUGCGGCUUAGAAUGGUUCAACGUAUUGUUCUGGAGCUGCAAACUCUGAGGGACGAUAACUAGUCGAUACCGUUAAGUUUUGGAGAGCCCCAACAUGGACCAAUCUUCUUGUGUUUUGUAACUCUCGAGGAGUCCAAUUUCAGUCAUUAUAUAUCCCUGGGUUCUGAUGUUUGGAACAACCUGUAUUUGUCUUAGAAGAUGGAAAUGUAUACAUCUGAAUGGGUUCUCUUUGA